UUACUGUCUACAUGGACCACAGGAAGGUCAUUGCAGCCUCACAAACUAAUUAACCCUGAAAGAGACAGGAUAGAAAGACUAAACCAUGAAACUAGCUUCCUCUGAAAUCCGAUUUCAACACAUUUCAACAUGUGAGAAUCAUUGACAGUUCAAGAGGAGAAGUUCCUGUUUUCAGGUAUUAACUUAAAAUAUGUAUGUCUUUUCUGAUGGGGGAGAGGGAGUGAAUGACUCUAUAAACAUAAACUAUCAUCUGCUGUUUCUGACAGACUUCUACAUUUUUAUGUCAGAAAGGUACUGGCAGCAUAGCGCUGAGCAGGAAACCCCCAAAACCUUCAGAAAUAGAGACAUCCAACAAACAUUCGUUUUCGAGCUGUUUGCUCAGGACAAUAUGUUUAUUGAGGAUCGUGUAGUAACACUUUUCAAACAUAACUGUCAACAUACCCUGACGUAUUGGAGUGUAUUUUUCAGUUUUGGACUCUGCAUAGCCUUCCUGGGGCCUACCAUUCUAGAUCUGAAAUGUCAGACCAACUCUACCCUACAGGAGAUCACCUGGGUGUUCUUCUCACAGCAGUUCUGCCUCCUUCUUGGCAGUUCAAUUGGCGGCAUUUUCAAGAGAACUGCCCUUGCUGCUCUGCUCCUGUCCACCCUCCUUAUUUCACUGGUUUUUGCCAUCAUCCCUCUCUGCUACAAUGUGCUGCUUCUAGCUGUUGCCAUGGCGGUGUCAGGGUUGGCGAUGGGCAUCAUUGACACUAUUGCAAACAUUCAGCUGGUGACUCUGUAUCAGAAAGAUUCUGCAAUCUUCCUGCAGGCACUGCAUUUCUUCAUUGGAUUUGGGGCUCUGGUGAGCCCUCUGAUUGCAGACCCAUUCUUGUCAGAGCACUGCCCGGGUAGCAACAGCACAGGAGAUGGCACAGUGCUAAUGGACCACUUCAGGCAUAGCCUGGUAUCUGGCUUCAGGAGCCCCGUGCCUCUCAACUUCUCUCAGCAGCCCGGACCAGUGAUAGAGUACGCCGGUGUAUCCUACGCCUUCUGGAUAAUGGCUGUUAUUAAUCUGCCUGUGCCCAUCGCUGUGUUUGUGCUAAUGUAUCAGGAGAAGCUGAUCCCAUGUUGCCCCAUGGGGCCACCAUGCCUGCUUAACAAAGAUGAGCUAGCCACGGAGACCCCGGCAUCUGAGGCCCCAGAGAAGGAUGUAGAAGGCCACAGUAACCUUUUCAGCUGCUGCACGAACGACAGCCUCCGUGGGCUCCCUGCCUCGUUCUUCGGAGUCCAUAUUCUUGGUGGAUUUGUCCUCUUCAUGACCGAUGGCAUUGUGGGGGUCUAUGCUGGGUUUGCGUACACAUAUGCUGUGUCACCACCGAUGUCACUGCAUGCCAAAAUGGCAGGUUACCUGCCAUGCAUCUUCUGGGCGGCCAUCACUGGUGGAAGACUGAUGUCCAUCCCACUCGCCUGUCGCUUCAAACCAGUGUACCUGCUCACAAUCAGCCUGUUGGGGGUGAUAGCCACAGUGGUGCUGCUGUUGGUUUUCUCCACCAGCAGGGUCUUCCUGUUUGUAGGGACGUGUUUACUGGGCCUGUUCCUGAGCAACGUCUUCCCAUGCAUGCUUGCCUAUGCUGAGGAUAUUCUGGACUACCAGGGAUGUGCCACCACAGUCCUGGUAACGUGUGCUGGGAUGGGUGAAAUGGUCCUGCAAGUGCUGCUUGGAUCGAUCAUCCAGACAGCGGGCAGCUAUAGCUUUCUCUUCUGCAGCAUGACCUCUGGUUGUAUUAGUUUAGUGCUCUUCUUCGGCCUGGUGCUAUGUCAGCGCUUCCACGGGAACUAUCUCAGAGGUCCACCCAAAAAGACAGUACCAGCAGCAGCUCCACAUGCAAUUCAUGCACCACAAAGAGUAGAUGAGGAACCAGUGGAGAAUGCACAGAAGAAGACCGAGGAGACAGCAGAAGGGACAUAGCAGCUGCAGGACUGUGUUUUAGACCAAUCCCCUGCAACCUAAAACACAAAACUAAUUUUUGUCAGUAUUUGUCACAUAUGGUACCUGUCAUUAACCUAUUACUGAUGCCACAAUCGAGUAAAUCUUGUUUCCAAUUUAAUAUUCUGUGUGCUUCUAUUGCACCACCAAGGUCACUGGUCUCUUGAGUUUAUUUCAGUGCUGAAAGUAGUAGUCAUUGUGCAUUUUACUGUUGAAGCUUUAUUAGUAGUAGUAAAUAUCAUUUGCUUCUAUUUGCAUUGCAUCUUGCAUUUAUUGUAGAUGGUAUGAUACUGUAAAUAUAUUUCACUGUGUAUGUCACAGUGAUUUGUCAGUGAUAUUUUCACUGUGCAUAUUUUCACCUCUAUAAAUAAUAAAUAAACAUUAUUAUUACUCCCGAGGUACUCUUGGUAAUUUGCUAAGUGAGUAAUGAAACAUGCUGUGAUGAGUUACCUGAUAAUGGGUUUUGUGUCACCAUCUGACAAGGCAAUUAAUUCCAUGUCGCUUCUUCCACUGAGGCCACUUUGGGCCCAUUCACAAUUACCUUCCUCCUAGUCUGUAGUUAUAGUGCUACAGUUUUACUGUAAU
Messenger RNA from Electrophorus electricus (electric eel), 2551 nucleotides. It is a transcript of the gene slc60a1b, whose product is annotated as solute carrier family 60 member 1b. Gene Ontology annotation, molecular function: D-glucose transmembrane transporter activity. NCBI's taxonomy places the organism in Eukaryota, Metazoa, Chordata, Actinopteri, Gymnotiformes, Gymnotidae. The record is from RefSeq and is a predicted model, not a curated record.